AGUCUAUGCCCAAUUAGGCCCUAUUCUCUUACAGUGCGAAAUUACCGGUGAAAGCCCAGGCAGCUACCCCCCGUGCAAAUCCAAAUCUAGCCCUGUUGCUUCCGCCGCUUUCGUGCGGGUUCGAUAUUCGUCGGAGGGGUGCAUCUUAAGCUUUGGAACAGCCUCAUACCUACCUCUUUUUUUUUCUAUUUCUUAAACUAUCCUCCCACAAAAUUCUAACAAGUACAAGAUCAAUCUACAUUUAUAUUUAAAACCCCAACUUUUGAAAAUCCAUUUCACCACCCACGACCCUUUUUUCAACAACAUCCAUCCCUACUUUGCCGACGUCAUAUCCAAUCACCCCACCAACAAAUUCAGAUACCCAAUAGCAACCAACAUGUCGCAGGUUACUCCCGAAGUUCUAUGGGCUCAGCGCUCUUCCAAUACGGAACCCGAGAAGAACUUCGUCUAUCUCACCAUCUCGGUUCCCGAUGUCCCCAAGGAGAAUCUGAAGCUCGACCUUCAGCCCACAGGCCUAACCUUUACCGGUUACUCCGAGACCCUGAAGAGAACGUAUCAUCUAGAACUGACCUUCUAUGCCGAGAUCGACCCCGCUGAGAGCAAGGUCCACCACACAGCUCGCAACGUCGAGCUCAAGCUACGCAAGAAGGAGCUCAAUGACGAGUACUGGCCGCGUCUUCUCAAGGAAUCUAAGAAGGUCCAGUUCGUGAAGACCGAUUUCGACAAGUGGGUUGAUGAGGACGAGCAAAAUGAGGCUCCCGAAGACGAUUUCUCACAAUUCGGUGGCAUGGGAGGCAUGCCAGGUGGUGCUGGCGCUGACUUCGGAGGUAUCGACUUCUCUAAGCUCGGCGGUGCCGGUGGAUUGCCUGGUGGUGAGGAUGAGGAGGAUGAGUCUGACGAUGAUAUGCCAGCUCUCGAGGGCGAAGAGGAGGCCAAGGAGGAGGCCCAGGAGGAGAAAGACGCAACCAAGGUGGCCGCAUAAACUCGAUUUCUGCAGGUUAUAAGGCACUAAUCGUUCCGCGGUUACCUUGUGCAAAAUCUAUUCGUCGUGCCCAGACCUGAGAAUGUGGUUAAGGCGAUAGGAAGGAGUAGCAAGUGGUAAUGCGAUUCAGAUAUGUUUCGGGAGCCGGUGGGCUAUUGGCAAGCUAGGACGUCAGGUUACCUGGUACUUUACGCU
Molecule: messenger RNA, 1177 nt
Organism: Daldinia caldariorum
Lineage: Eukaryota; Fungi; Ascomycota; Sordariomycetes; Xylariales; Hypoxylaceae
Product: HSP20-like chaperone
Exons: 4
Coding region: 377-982 (201 amino acids)
Biological process (GO): protein folding; chaperone-mediated protein complex assembly
Cellular component (GO): nucleus; cytosol
Molecular function (GO): protein-folding chaperone binding; Hsp90 protein binding
Source: RefSeq, a predicted model, not a curated record